Lachancea dasiensis is the source of this 426-nucleotide messenger RNA. The record is from the annotation of a GenBank genome assembly. NCBI's taxonomy places the organism in Eukaryota, Fungi, Ascomycota, Saccharomycetes, Saccharomycetales, Saccharomycetaceae.
AUGUCCUUUAAUGGUAUAGGUCUAAAGAGUGCCAAGGGCUCAUCGACAUCGGGCCACGUACAGCAAUCGCUUGUCUCGAGUCAAGAUCGGAAGAAUGCUAAGGAUUACUUAAAUCGAGUGGAAAAGACUAAAGCACUGCGACCAAAGGCAAGUAAAAACAAGCCCAAUCGUAAAGAUGAGAGCAUACUGAAGCACCUUAGCCGGCGAGAACUUGAAUUAAGAGUCUCUGAGUAUCGAGAUAAUCUGGAGGACAUGCAAGAGUUAGACAAAGCUGAAAUAGAUGCAAAGUGCCAGGAGUACAGAGAGCAGUUGGCCGCUGAGCGGGAGGUAGAAGAAAAGGACGAAAAAUUACGUACUGCAUAUGUUUCGCGGAAGAGAAGGACCGCAAAGGAUGAAGGCUCAGAAGAUAAUCAGCAACGAGAAUGA